GCCCAAUUUCUCUUCUUUUUGGGUUGAAAUUUUUGAAAUUCUUGUUCGAAUUUUUCAUUUAUUUUUCGAUUUUUUAUAGUCUUAAAAAAAAUAUCAUGUCUUAUGAGCCAAUGGACGAGAUGGAUUGGGAAGAUCUCGAACUAUUGGAGAGUUUGGAGAGAGAACUUACCCCAUGGGAGAGCACGUAUCUCGACGAGCUCCAUGAACGAAGAAAUCGAGAAGAGUACGAGCGACAACUCAUGGAAGGGCGAGGAGCAAGAGAGGGUGAAGUUCAGAACGAUGAAGAUGAUGGUGCGCUUAAUUUUCUAAUCCUUGAGGAUAAGGAAAGUCUUGAAGAGGAGGGGAAUGAUACGGAAGUGGUCAUCAACCCAGGUGAGUCAGACGACGAGGAUGGCGAUG
Molecule: messenger RNA, 399 nt
Organism: Striga hermonthica
Lineage: Eukaryota; Viridiplantae; Streptophyta; Magnoliopsida; Lamiales; Orobanchaceae
Source: the annotation of a GenBank genome assembly